Polistes canadensis is the source of this 3838-nucleotide messenger RNA. Its product is annotated as ras-related C3 botulinum toxin substrate 1-like. The record is from RefSeq and is a predicted model, not a curated record. Gene Ontology annotation, biological process: small GTPase-mediated signal transduction. Lineage: Eukaryota; Metazoa; Arthropoda; Insecta; Hymenoptera; Vespidae. The coding region runs from base 16 to 1167 and encodes 383 amino acids. Gene Ontology annotation, molecular function: GTP binding; GTPase activity. The transcript has 4 exons.
CAUAUAUAAAUAUACAUGUAUAAAAGGAAUGAGGUAUCGGAUAUCGCGUGUAGCAAUACAGAUACACACGAAUACAAAUAUAAACGUCAGGUAGGAGAAAAGAAGAGCAACAGCAGUGGUAUCAUCCCCACCAGUAAAAGCAACAGUGCCAUUAACGUUGAACAACAGCAGCAGCAGUUCCAGCAAGACAUCAGCACGGUCGAACGAGCAGCACGUCGUUGGUCCACUGGCGGCGGCGGCGCAGGUUGUUCGACGUCAAAAAAUGACACAUUCGAGUUCGAAGUAUCGAGGCUCCUCGUUGCGGUAAAAAUUCAUCACUGUGGUUUUUACGCGCGCAUGAAGGGCCGCGGAUUUGGGAUAAUAAAGAGUGAAACAAUGCCGCCGUCCUCGCAUGCGAACUGGACGAAACCGUUGCUGAAGGGAGGCCAGAUGAUGCAGAUGCAAGUAAAACGAGUUACCGAAAGGAACGGACAGAAUCUAAAUUCGAACGGGAGUAACAACGAUAGCAACGGUGCUAAUAUUCCGACCGAUAGGAGAAUCAAGGUGGUCCUCGUAGGAGACGGUGCCGUUGGCAAAACUAGUUUGGUUGUUUCAUACUCGACAAAUGGAUUUCCUGGCGAAUACGUGCCCACCGCUUUUGAUAAUUACAAAGUUGUGGUUAAUGUUGAUGGACAACCAGUAAACGUUCAACUCUGCGACACCGCAGGACAGGAUGACUUUGAUCCUUUAAGAUCCCUCUGCUAUCCAGAAACAGAUGUAUUUUUAGUAUGCUUUAGUGUUGUAUGCCCAUCUUCUUACCACAGCGUUGCAUCAUGGUGGAUCAACGAAGUUAAAAAAUACUGCCCAAAUGCUCCAAUAAUUUUAGUAGGAACAAAAAGUGACCUAAGGUCAGAUGUACGUUUGAUGCUACAGCUAGCAAGAUAUGGUCAAGCGCCAAUCACAACUGCUCAAGGUCAUCAAUUAGCUCAACGAUUAGGUGCAGUAAGUUAUGUGGAAACAUCGGCGUUAACGCAUCACGACUUAAAAGAGGCUUUUGAUCAGGCUAUCGUUAGUGCUCUCAAUGCUAGACGUGAAGGUAUUGGUAUAAUAUGCAGACGUCGAAAACCACCAUCGUUAUGGCGUAGAUGGUUAUGUUGUUUAGAAAGACCGCAGUCAAGCGAUACGUAGAUUUUAUUCUUAAGACUCUCUAGAAUGACUCUGUGAUCGUAAGCAUAAGCUGCCUUGCUGAACUAUCAUCCAUGGAUUUAAUGGUAUCGUUACAAACUUUAUUACAGUUUUGUAACUCGACUGUUAAGACCAUAAAUGAUCAGUCCUGGAAUAAUUCCUCGAGCCCGUCGCACGGCAUAAUUUAUUAUAAUAUUAAUUAGAUUUUUUUUGCUAGAGUGUAUGACGUAAUUGGCAGCUCCGCUGGUUGUGAUUUUAUAUCCGUGAUUCUAUAAUCCGUGAUUCUUGGACGUUAUUAUUAUUAUUUUAAUUAUUUUUAAGAUUCGUUGCACUCAAACUGUUAUUGUCAUUGAAUUGUUUAUAUUGUAUCGCGUGAGGCAACAAUUAAAAGUUAAGCUGCAUUAACUUUUCAUUUUAUUUAUGAUUAUUUGAAAGACUUUUAAUAUAACGUUAUUCUAAAAGAACUGUCAUUUUCAUUAUAUAUCGAAGUAGUUUUUAUAAAAGCAUCAUGAUAAAAAUCAAAAUAACAUCACAUUUAUAAAACUUAAAUAUUAUUAGACAAAUAUCGGUCUGUGCAUAGUGAAAUCGCAGUUUCUUAUUUUUUGUUUUUUAAAAAAAAAGAUACGUAUACUAUAUAGAUAAAUUAUUUAUAAUGAAAAAUUGUUUGCAUUAAUCGUAUUUAUAUUGAAUCAUAUACACGAGUCAACCAUGAUGAUCAUUAUCGAUUAGAAGGUAGUAAAAAACAUCCUAUUAAUGAUAUUCGAAAUUGUUAUUAUUUUCAAUAAUAACAAUGAACAAACAAAAACACUUUAGGAAUUGUCGUAAUUCUGGGAAUUACAAUUUUGCUAAAAAUUAUAAUAAUGUAAUAAUAGUAAACAAAAAUUCAGCUAACAACGGACUACUAGAUCAAAAGUGUGAUCGAUAUAUUUUGUAUCCGAUUCGAUUAUAGCAUGCAUCGUUCGUGUUAUAAGUAAUGUACGUUGUUAAUAAUAUUUAGUAGACACAAGUAUGAAUAACGAAAAAAAAAAAACUAUUCUACGAAAUUAAUUAUAGUAUUACGAAUUUUUACAGAAUAUAGUUACGCUUGCGUUAAGUCCUCAUAUUAGAUACAGGAAAGGCUAGAAACAUUUUUGGCAAAUUCUUGUAACAGUGCCUAAGAGUACCUUACUUGCGCAUAGCAAUUAAUUUUUUAGACAAUUUUAUGAACAUUUUUUUAAUAUAUAUAUAUUGAGUCCUAUUUGAGUCCCAAGCAAAAUGAUCAUGCUCAUCAGAUUUCAUGUCAAAAAGAUUCACUACAUUUUUGACUCAAAUGGUUAAAUUUGAAUCCAAUUUAUAUACAAGACUAAACUAUUUUUCGGUUUUUUCUUUUUAAUGAUUUAUUUGUUAUGUGCAUGCAGCAUUAGGCUCACAUUCUGUCUGUGAUUGUAGAUCAAAAAUAUCUACAGACCUAACAAUAUGUACCCAAUACGUACAAAAUAUUGGUCGUAUUUGCGAUACUGCUGGAAGACUAUAUAAUAACAGCUUUUAAAUAAUAUUCAAAAUAUAAUACAGUGUACGAAGACUUUAACAGAAUGCUUUAAGAAGUCUUAAUAAAAAGUGACUUAUUUCUUUAUCGAAGUUAUCAUCAGUAUUUUUAAUAAUACUCGAUGAAGUUAACGACUAUUUCUAUGCAAUAAAUCAACAGAUUUAGUAUUCGUGCUCAUGGGUCCUAUUAUUCUUUGCUCAUAUGAUGUAGGAAGAAUUAGUAUUCUAAACUAUUAAAUCGUAUGCAUGUAAUACUAAACGUUCUUUAUUGUAUUUUGUAUUACUAUAAAGAAAAAGAGAGAGAAUUAUACACAUAUAGUUACAGAAAUUAUAAUAGAUAUAUAUGUGUGUGUGUAAUUGGUGUUCAUUAACAAUAAUUGUUUAUUUUGUUAUAUGUUUGCAUUAAUAUUUUGCAAAGAAUCAAAAUAGAAGUGGUAACAAGAAAUUUUUAAUUUAUGGUAGCUACAUUGUUUUUAAGCAUCACAACACACAUCACAUUAAUAAUAAUCAAAAGCACAAUCUAUGAAUACGAUAAUUGCAUAAUAUAUAUUCGAACAAUUGUCAACUACAUUUAAUAUUAAGUUAUUAAUUAGGUAGUUACCAAGGAAGAUUUUUUGAUCGCUUAUUUGAAAAAACUUAUGGACAAAAAUAUUUUGAUCGUCUUAAAAACUUAGUGAAAAAUUAGAGAAUUGUUUGAUAAACGUUUAUAUUUCGGAUAUACGUUUUUUGUAUAUUUCCAUAUCUGUAAAUGUUAUAAUCUCCGAUAACAGUAAUCGGAUGUGUAUACUUUUGAAACAUUUUUACAAGUAGAAGUUUCAAAACUUUGACAUAGUUAUACAAUUUUUGAGUAUGUUAAUUAUUAAACAUACGUAUUUGAUAUAUUAAUUAUUACAAAUACGUUGCUGUACAAUUUUGAUAGUAUUCCUAUCGUUUAUUACAAAUUAAUCAUUGUAAAUAAUAUCAUUAUUAAUUGUCAUUAUUAUUGCACGUGUUUAUAUAUGUGUAUCAUAUUUAACAACAGAUAGUGCAAGCGUAACAAAGAAUAUUAGACUGAAGAGCCUACAUAUAUAAAUAAAUAUAUAUAUAAAUAUUAUAAUUAAUAAUAUUAAGCGCUUAUCAACAUCAUCUGUAUAAUAAAGUGAAUAAUAUU